GGACGGCGUUGGACAACUGAUACCGUUCUGUCGGAUUAUCAGUGUAUUUAUACUCUACUGCUUAGCAACUUAUCGAUUCAGUUCUAAAAGUUUGAAGUUCGUUUUUGGAUGCUCGAUCGACGCCCUUAGCAUGCGAUCGCUAACGCGAAGGAAAAGUUCGGCGCUGGAACCAGUGAAGCGAAACCGCUUGACCAAGUUCGCGUGGAUCCGGUGUGCAAAAAAUAAUCAAAUUAACCAUCAUAAGGCGUGUCUGCGCUUCGUGGGAAACCAUCGGAAGGGUGCCGAAAGUGUUCCGAUCGAUUGACUGAUCGUCCUUGAUAACAUGCUGGAGAAAUUCUUCGCAUAGCUGCUAUAAAUAUCCACCCAUUCGGUUGGGGAAGGUAUCAGUUCAGUUAGUUCCGUUCUCGGUAGAACAGUUGAUUCUUCAAACCAUUUCCAAAAUGAUGAUCAAGAGUUUGGUGGCACUUGCCCUGUUGGGCGCUGCUCUUGCGCUGCCCUACGAGCAUCACGGAUACAUCAACGAGGUCAAGCACAUCCCGUACAAGUACUACGGUGGCAUGGAAGGAGGUAUCGGAGGUGGAAUCGGUAUUGGAGGUGGUAUUGGCGGAGGAUUCGGAGGAAGUCAGGGUGGCUACAAGGAGGAGAGCGGUCUGGACUACUACUCGUACCCGAAGUACAAGUUCGAGUAUGGAGUGAAGGACAUCCACACCGGAGACCACAAGAGCCAGUGGGAGAUGCGCGAUGGAGAUGUUGUCAAGGGAGAGUACACCUUGGAUGAGGCCGAUGGAACCCAGCGUAUCGUGGAGUACUACGCCGACAGCAAGACUGGUUUCGAGGCCAAGGUCAAGAACAUCGGACACGCUAUCGAGGGAGGUAUCGGAGGACAGGAGGGAGGAAUCGGUGGCGGAUACGGCCAUGGUUACAGCUACAGCAAGCUGAAGAAGUACAACUAAAUACAAAUCUCCUUGAGAUGUAUUAACAAGACUGGAUGUCAACCGACUGGAACAAUCGCGUAACUUAUGAGUCCUC
Culex pipiens pallens (northern house mosquito) is the source of this 1029-nucleotide messenger RNA. Its product is annotated as adult-specific cuticular protein ACP-20-like. The transcript has 2 exons. Lineage: Eukaryota; Metazoa; Arthropoda; Insecta; Diptera; Culicidae. Gene Ontology annotation, cellular component: extracellular matrix. The coding region runs from base 441 to 953 and encodes 170 amino acids. The record is from RefSeq and is a predicted model, not a curated record.